AUGGGAGGCUUGAACACAGAUAAAGGUAUAACAUCUGAACCUCCAGCAACAUCAACAUCCGAACCUGAAAUUUCAUUUCAGCCCCAAGCUGCUGCUGGUUUAAGCCCCGGAACUCUUGCUUCUCUUGCUGGUUGA
Nezara viridula (southern green stink bug) is the source of this 135-nucleotide messenger RNA. NCBI's taxonomy places the organism in Eukaryota, Metazoa, Arthropoda, Insecta, Hemiptera, Pentatomidae. The record is from the annotation of a GenBank genome assembly.